Molecule: messenger RNA, 1349 nt
Organism: Pomacea canaliculata
Lineage: Eukaryota; Metazoa; Mollusca; Gastropoda; Architaenioglossa; Ampullariidae
Product: glutathione S-transferase kappa 1-like
Exons: 8
Coding region: 295-972 (225 amino acids)
Biological process (GO): glutathione metabolic process
Cellular component (GO): mitochondrion; peroxisome
Molecular function (GO): glutathione peroxidase activity; glutathione transferase activity
Source: RefSeq, a predicted model, not a curated record
UUAGUUGUCCACUGAAAAAAAAAAAUCGUCUGCUAGCCAGCAGUCCAGUAAUAUAAGUUCGUAUAAUGGAGGGGUGAGACUCCGUUAGCCCCAUAGGUACGAUAGCCGGCUAUCGGGGGUCCCUGCAUACGAAUUUUGCCGCGCUAUCGUGACCGAUAGCUAUCGGUGGUCUCUGCAUACCUGAUUUACUUAGAGCAGCAGACGAAAGAGUUGAAUAAAAUCACGUGACAGAUCUGUUAGGUGGUCAAAGGUGCUCUGAAUGUUACAUUGACAUUCUACUGUACGUGUUUAAAGAUGGGCUCGAAAAAAACCCUCGUCGAAUUUUUCUACGAUGUCGUUUCACCUUACUCACGGUUUGCCUUUGAGGUACUGUGCCGGUACAAAGGGAUUUGGAACAUGGAUCUUAAGUUGAAACCUGUCUUCCUCGGAGGCAUUAUGCAGGCUACUGGCAAUCAGCCUCCUGCCACUAAUGCCACCAAGGCUUCAUAUUUAGUCACAGAUAUGAAACACUUGUCACAGUAUUUCAAUCUUUCAUACAACCAACCAAAGGAUUUCUGGAAUGUGAUUGUGACCAAGGGAACAUUGAAAACACAACGAUUUAUUACAGCAGUAGACAUGACAAGGCCAGAGUUUACAGAGCAGCUGUCUCGUGAAUUGUGGAACCGCAUUUAUGUUGAGGAUCUGGAUGCUACUGAACCAGAGAGCCUUAGACAGGCUGCAUUGAAAGCUGGCAUGAACGAGAAUUUAAUCAGCGAUGCCUUGAAUCGUAUGACACAAAAAGACGUCAAGGACAGGCUGAUAGCUUAUACUAAAGAGGCUUUAGACCUAGGGGCUUUUGGAGCCCCAUAUAUAGUUGCCCAUGUGAAUGGCAAGAAAGAGAUAUUUUUUGGCUCUGACAGGUUUCCUGUGAUGGCAUUGAUCAUAGGGGAGAAGUGGCAGGGACCAGACCCUGGAGUAAAAUCUCAUCUGUGAGGAUUUUUUUGCGGGGCUUGACAGCAGUGAUGGAUCCAUCAAAGCCACUUUCUUCCUUUCUAGAAACGCAAUUUAUUUGUCAUUUACACAUCUUUGAAUUUACCAGUAUCAUUUCUUUCAUUAGAGCUUUCAUGAUUACUUAAUGAAUUUAUACAAACAUAAUGUAUGUGGAAGAGAAACUGUUGUCAGUUUGUGAUCGCUUUACCCUCAACUGGUCAGGGAAAGUAAGAAGCUAAGCUCAAUGAAUGACUUUAAUUUCGUGCAAUGGUAAUGAAAAAAAAUCAAUAAAGAAACACAUCCUAAGUUUUUUUUUAACCAACAGAUGGGCAUGUCAUGUUUGCUUGGGUGUGCAAAUAAACUGAGCCUUUAAAUUUGUA